GUGAAACUCCUGGAAGUUGCGGGCGCUCGGGGAGCCGCGCCGGGCCGCGCGCCCAUGGCUCUGAGCAAGGCGCUGCGGCUGCUCGGGCGGCUGGAGGCCUCGGGGGAGAGCAGCGUCCUGCUGGAGGCGCGCGGCCGCAGGGACUGUCUGCUCUUCGAGGCCGGCACGGUGGCCACGCUCGCCCCCGAAGAAAAGGAGGUCAUUAAAGGCCAGUACGGGAAGCUGACCGAUGCUUACGGCUGCCUGGGGGAGCUCAGACUGAAGUCCGGUGGCACCUCCCUGAGCUUCCUGGUUCUGGUGACAGGCUGCACAUCCGUGGGCAGAAUCCCAGAGGCCGAAAUCUACAAAAUCACUGCCACCGACUUUUACCCUCUCCAGGAAGAGGCCAAGGAGGAGGACCGCCUCGCGGCCUUGCGGAAGAUCCUCAACUCAGGGGUCUUCUACUUCUCCUGGCCCAAUGAUGGGUCUUGCUUCGACCUCACCGUCCGGGCGCAGAAGCAGGGUGAUGACAGCUCCGAGUGGGGGAACUCCUUCUUCUGGAACCAGCUGCUGCACGUGCCUCUGAGGCAGCACCAGGUGAACUGCUGUGACUGGCUGCUGAAGGUCAUCUGCGGGGUGGUGGCCAUCCGCACGGUGUACGCCUCUCACAAGCAGGCCAAGGCCUGCCUCAUCUCCCGCAUCAGCUGCGAGCGUGCCGGCGCUCGCUUCCACACCCGCGGCGUGAACGACGACGGCCACGUGUCCAACUUCGUGGAGACGGAGCAGACGAUUUACAUGGAUGAUGGCGUGUCGUCUUUUGUCCAGAUCAGAGGCUCCGUUCCGCUGUUUUGGGAGCAGCCUGGGCUUCAGGUUGGCUCCCAUCAUCUGAGACUCAGCAGAGGCCUGGAGGCCAGCGCCCCUGCCUUCGACAGGCAUAUGGUGCUUCUGAAGGAGCAAUACGGGAAGCAGGUGGUCGUGAACCUGCUGGGCAGCAGAGGUGGAGAGGAAGUGCUCAACAGGGCCUUCAAGAAGCUGCUCUGGGCUUCCUGCCACGCCGGCGACACGCCUAUGAUCAACUUUGACUUCCAUCAGUUUGCCAAAGGCGGGAAGCUCGAGAAAUUGGAGAACCUCCUGCGGCCCCACUUGAAGCUGCACUGGGAUGACUUUGACGUGUUCACCAGGGGCGAGAAUGUAAGUCCCCGUUUUCAGAAAGGCACUUUGCGGAUGAACUGUCUCGACUGCCUGGACCGAACCAACGCGGUGCAAAGCUUCAUCGCCCUCGAGGUCCUCCAUCUACAGCUUGAGAGCCUCGGGCUGAACUCAAGGCCCAUCGCUGACCGCUUCGUGGAGUCCUUCAAGGCCAUGUGGUCUCUGAACGGGCACAGCCUGAGCAAGAUGUUCACGGGCAGCCGGGCCCUGGAGGGGAAGGCCAAGGUGGGCAAGUUGAAGGAUGGGGCCCGGUCCGUGUCUCGCACGAUCCAGUCCAACUUCUUCGACGGGGUGAAGCAGGAGGCCAUCAAGCUGCUGCUGGUCGGGGACGUCUACAGCGAGGAGUCUGCGGACAAAGGGAGGAUGCUGCUGGACAACCCGGCCCUGCUGGUGACUCCCAAGAUCCUGAGAGCCAUGUCGGAGCGCCAGUCGGAGUUCACGAAUUUCAAGCCGGUGCGCGUGGCUGUGGGCACCUGGAAUGUGAACGGCGGGAAGCAGUUCAAGAGUAACCUGCUGGGCACGGCCGAGCUGGCCGACUGGCUGCUGGACGCACCCUCGCUCUGCCGAGUCGCCGGACCCCCUGAUGACAGCGGCAGUCCGGCUGACAUAUUUGCCGUGGGGUUCGAAGAGAUGGUGGAGCUGAGUGCGGGGAACAUCGUCAACGCCAGUACCACCAACAGGAAGAUGUGGGGUGAGCAGCUCCAGAAAGCCAUCUCGCGCUCUCAUCGGUACAUUCUCUUGACUUCGGCACAGCUGGUGGGCGUCUGUCUUUACAUCUUUGUGCGCCCGUACCACGUCCCCUUCGUCAGGGAUGUGGCGAUCGACACGGUGAAGACGGGGAUGGGAGGGAAGGCAGGGAACAAGGGCGCCGUGGCCAUCCGCUUCCAGUUCCACAGCAGCAGCUUCUGCUUCGUCUGCUGCCACCUGACCGCCGGGCAGUCGCAAGUGAAGGAGCGGAAUGAGGACUACAGGGAGAUCACCCAGAAGCUGAGCUUCCCCAUGGGAAGAAACAUUUUCUCUCACGAUUAUGUGUUUUGGUGUGGUGAUUUCAACUACCGCAUUGAUCUCACUUACGAAGAAGUCUUCUAUUUUGUUAAACGCCAAGACUGGAAGAAGCUUCUGGAAUUUGAUCAGCUACAGCUGCAGAAGUCAAGUGGAAAAAUUUUUAAAGACUUUCACGAGGGCACCAUUGACUUUGGACCCACCUACAAGUACGACGUGGGCUCCGCUGCCUACGACACGAGUGACAAGUGCCGCACCCCCGCCUGGACGGACAGGGUCCUGUGGUGGAGAAAGAGGUACCCUUCCGACAGAACAGCUGGAGAACUCAACCUUCUAGACAGUGAUCUGGACGCCGGCACCCACCUCAGACACACCUGGUCUCCCGGUGCCCUCAAGUAUUACGGCCGGGCAGAGCUGCAAGCGUCUGACCACAGACCCGUGCUGGCCAUCGUGGAGGUGGAAGUGCAAGAAGUCGACGUGGGGGCUCGGGACAGGGUGUUCCAGGAAGUGUCCUCUUUCCAGGGCCCCCCCGAUGCCACCGUCGUCGUCAAUCUGCAGUCGCCAAGCGCAGAAGAGAAGGACGAGUUUCCUGAGGACGUGCGCCUGGAGCUCAUGCAGACCCUGGGGAAUUACGGGACAAUCGUGCUUGUCAGGAUCAACCAAGGGCAGAUGCUUGUGACUUUUGCCGACAGUCACUCGGCGCUCAGUGUCCUAGAUGUGGACGGAAUGAAGGUGAAGGGCCGAGCCGUGAAGAUCAGACCAAAGACCAAGGACUGGCUGAAAGGUUUGCAAGAGGAGAUCAUCCGAAAGCGGGACAGCAUGGCCUCCGUGUCCCCCACGGCCAACUCCUGUCUGCUGGAGGAGAACUUCGACUUCACGAGUCUGGACUAUGAGUCGGAAGGGGAUAUUCUCGACGACGACGAAGACUAUCUGGCGGAUGAGCUGAGUCAGCCUGUGGUCUCAGACAGUGAUCCAGGGGGAGACGAGGUCUCCGAUGCCCCCAGCUCUACCUCCGCGGCACCUCCCAGCAGGUCACCGGCACUCGCCAAGAAGCAGCAGCGUCCGACCUACAAAGAUGAUGCCGACCUGGUGGAGAUAAAGCAGGAGCUGGAAGCAGUUGGGGACUUCCGCCACCGCUCUCCAAGCAGGUCUCUGUCGGUUCCCAGCCGGCCUCGGCCACCUCACCCUCCGCAGAGACCCCCCCCUCCAACUGGUUUCAUGGUGAAAAAAUCAGCCUCGGAUGCCUCCAUCUCCUCCGGCACUCACGGGCAGUACUCAAUUUUGCAGACAGCAAAACUCCUGCCGGGAGCCCCUCAGCAACCGCCCAAAGCAAGGACUGGGAUAAGUAAGCCUUAUAACGUCAAGCAGAUCAAAACGACCAGUGCUCAGGAGGCGGAAGCAGCCAUCCGAUGUCUCCUGGAAGCCAGAGGAGGAGUCCCAGGAGAAGCCCUAAAUACUCCAGCCUUAAGGGACAAGGGAUCUUCCAAACCAGAGCCCACAGCGGGGGUGGCGCCUCUUCUGCCCCGUCGGCCUGCCCCCAGGGUUCCUGCCAUCAAGAAGCCAACCUUGAGGAGGACAGGAAAGCCCGCGUCACCGGAAGAACAGCUUGGGCAUCAGGCCGUCCAUUUUACAAUCGGGCCCCCAGAGUCGAGCCCUGACACCCCUCCACUAGCGACAGUCCCUCCGGUUCCCAAACCGAGAACCCUUCAGCUGCGGAAAGGUGCCCCCAGGAAGCCCGCUUCUGACGAGGCUCCGCCCACAACCACCCCGCCCAUCCCGGAGGCCCCGCCCAUGCCCCCCCCGCCCACUCCGGAGGCCCCGCCCCGCGUGAUGCCGAAGGUGCCCCCGCGCAGGAAGAAGUCGGCGCCAGCGGCCUUCCACCUCCAGGCGCUGCAGAGCAGCUGCCAGCUUCUCCAGGGGCUCCCCUGCAGCGACGGUCCCCCCACAGCCCCGCCUGCCGGGGGUGCGCUCUCUCCACAGCCGGCUUUCCUGGGCGUUUCAUCAUCACCUGCAAGCCCCGAGGCUGAUGGCACCACGGACAGAAAAUCAGUGGGUGCCCCUCUUCUCGGUGACUGUCAGGAUCCCUUCUGGAGCCUCCUCCACCACCCUAACCUGUUGAAUAAUUCCUGGCUUUCCAAGAGCUCCAAUCCCCCAGACUCGGGGGCCGGGAACCUCGGAAGGGUGCACUCAGCCCCUUUGCAAAUCAGUGCCUCACCAGCCCAGGAGCCGCCCCCGGAGCACAGACCAAAAGACGUCGGUUCCUGGGUGACAGUCAGCGACAAGGACAAGAGAACGGUGCUGCAGGUGUUUGACCCGCUGACGAAAACCUGACGGGAAAACCCACCGCCGCUCCUCUGCAGGAUGCCUGCCUCCUUCCCUCCCUCCACUUUACAGGGGGAAGGCCCACUGCCCUCAGCCCCACCUGGAAAGAGACAUUAGUUAAAGGCACACCGAAAAACAUGGGUACUCCUGUGUAGUUUACAAAACUUGUGUCUCUUACUCGAUACGAUUAUUACUCAGCCACCAAGAUACGUUUCAUUGCAGACUUGUGCAUGUUCCGUCUCCUCUCAGGGUAUGAGAAACCUCCAGGUAGAUUCAGCCUGUGGAUUUUAGGAAAGGAAACCUAGCCCCUAAUGCCCAGGAAGCUCCUUCCCACUGAAUUUUAAAUGAUUGUUUAAUUUAUGUGUGUAUGUGGUGUGGUUUUUAGAAAAAUAAUUGUUUGCAGUUUACAGAUUUGGAAUAACUUUUUGGUGACCCACUGAAGGUUGAUGCCUACAGGAUUACAUUAGAAGGUGGCUGGGAACAUUGAGAGCUGGGCCUGGCCAACACCAGGUUAAAAAAAAAAAAUACCAGAGUAGGAAGCAGCAAAUAGGUUCACCAAAAGACAAGACUAUACAUUCCCAACAGCUGUUGUGUUUGUUUAUGUACGUGUAUAUUAACCACGAUGGUGUGCAAGUCUUCAGGGAGAUGGUGGCAUUCCCUGCUACGGUUCUGGAUCAUAUACCAUUAGGUUCACCCGAGCUCCAGCUGGCUAGAGCCUCCUGUCCCAUGUCUUAGACUUUGCAUGUCCCAUAAAUUGCUGCAAUCCUAAGCUCUGGUGUGCUACAGAUUUUUCACAUUCUCUAUUCCCUAUUGAAUAAAACCUCAUGGGCUUCUUUUCCCCCUUAUUUUCCAUAUCCGGUAAAAGCACAGAUUGUGAAAACUCAUACUGGCACAUAAUAUUGAGUCUCAUCAUCAUAAUUUGAAGAAUAUUUGUUUUAGUCUGGUCUACCUGACUGUGGUUUCAGGAAGGAAACCACCAUAUGUCCCAAGUAUAAGAAACCCCAGGAUAUCCUGAGUUAACUUAUCAUCUACAUUUUAAUAGGGUGUUUUUUUUCCUCCUAUACGUUUCCAGCACCACCUCUGAACUAUUCAGUUCAGUUCAGUUCAGUCACUCAGUUGUGUCCGAUUCUUUGUGACCCCAUGGACUGCAGCACACCGGGCUACCCUGUCCAUCACCAACUCCUGGAGCUUGCUCAAACUCAUGUCCAUUGAGUCGGUGAUGCCGUCCAACCAUCUCAUCCUCUGUCGCCCCCUUCUCCUCCUGCCUUCAGUCUUUCUUAUUCGGUCAUCUAGAAAGACAUUGCCAUGCUGCUUUACAUUUCUAAAAGAAUGUUAGGAGGCCUGGAAGUCUUUGGGAACAGACUUCACAAUUUUGCUGAUAAGAAAUUGGCAAGAUCGUAGUGUACCACAUACCACAUAGGCAUCUUUCAUGUCAUAGAAUCAAAAAUCAAUGAACCAGGGAAUUCCUGUAUUCAGAGUUAAUGGUUUUGUUGUUGUUGCAGUAAUCAUCGUGACGGGGGAAAUGCCACUCUCCUACUAAUCAAACCUCUGGGGUUUCAGAAUUAACUUUCAUCGCCACUAUCAAGAUACAGUACAGAUUAUUUAAGUCUGGCACUCAAGACAAAAACAAAGCUAUAUCUCAUUUCACCUGAAAACUAAGAAAAAGAUACUAGUGAGCCAUGGAGAUAAGCAGAUAAUGUGAGUAGUUAACUCGGUCAUAAAAAAUGGUGUUUUUAGCCUUAGCUGAUUAGGACACCUUCUCUAGCACUUACCUCCUUUAUAUCAUUUUUACGUCUCUAAGAAGUGUAAGAAGUAAACAUAAUCAUUGAAAGAGUUGGGAGAGAGGCCGCAGGAUAGGGGAUAGGCUUUGGAAAAAGGUAAAAUCAUUUGCAGGAUUCACAUUGCUUUUAAAGGGUACAGUUGAGACUAGAAUCAAAGAUUUCUUAAUUCAAAUACUGUUUUCUCUAUAACCUCUUUCCUGCUAAAAAGGAGGUGAAUAUGAAGGCAUAUCUGUGUAUUAAGUCAGAAAAAGCAAGGGUGGGGGGCAGUAAGCACCACAAAAGUUGCUUCUAGGGCUUAAUUUUCAGGUUUCUUCUUUGUUCUAGACAACAAAUAGCCAAUAAACGGUACUGAGAACAGAACUUCAUUUAAGAUAGGUGUUCAUCACACAUUCAAAGAAUCUGACAGUAAGCAUUUACACACUUGUGUUGAGGCAGGUCGAAGGAAAAAUUAUAAGUAGUUUAACAUGAAAUGAAUACUAUUUGAUCAUGGCUGUUCAGAUUUAAUGAAUAACAGAGACUGGGUUUUGAGUUGAUAAUAUGUAAGGUUCUCACACUCACAUUCUCUUAAAAAGUGACAACUGGAAUUGUCUUGUUUUUUAAAUCAUUGCUUAACAGUUGGUAUCUUUCCUAGGCUGGCAGUGGAAUUGGUUGAAUAAUCUUGACAGUGAGCAGCUGGCAUCCUGGGGAUUUCAUUCUGGGGUUUUUAUUUUUAAUCUUUCUUUGAUGCUCCCACAUCAGCCUUCUUAUUGUGAUCUUGCAGUUUAUUUCAUUACUGUUCUGUAAGGUGUUACUGUUCACCGCAGAGUAUUUUAGGCACAGACUUGAUAAUUUGGCAUUGUCUCCCUGAACCCAAUUAAAUUCCUUUUUACAACAUAAUCUUCCCAAACUUCUUGCCUAUUUGAAAAAAAAUUGUUCCAGUAAAUUACUGAAACUGGGACAUCUGCCCAAGUGACUCCUGUGAAAGGUUAAAGUUGUUGAAGUUCAAGACACUUAAAAUUCUCCUGACCUGUGUAUAAGUAAUAAGCAAGGUAAUGUAUAAAAACAUUUCUUUUGUAAUAAAGUAAUUCUAUUAAAAAGGAAAGCUGCAAAAAUUGCUUACUGAAUCUUACUGGAUGACUAGCAAUGAAUAAAAACUCUUUAUUUGAAGUGAUAAUUUGUACUGAAAUUGUAAAAAAACACCUAUUAAAUGUUUUGUCUU
Dama dama (fallow deer) is the source of this 7491-nucleotide messenger RNA. RefSeq names its product synaptojanin 2 (gene SYNJ2). Gene Ontology annotation, biological process: brain development; phosphatidylinositol dephosphorylation; synaptic vesicle endocytosis. Gene Ontology annotation, molecular function: RNA binding; phosphatidylinositol-4,5-bisphosphate 5-phosphatase activity. The coding region runs from base 55 to 4521 and encodes 1488 amino acids. Lineage: Eukaryota; Metazoa; Chordata; Mammalia; Artiodactyla; Cervidae. The record is from RefSeq and is a predicted model, not a curated record. Gene Ontology annotation, cellular component: presynapse; perinuclear region of cytoplasm. The transcript is spliced from 27 exons.